UGUUGAUUAAUGUCUCACAAGAUUUUCACAAGAUCUCGUUAGUAAAAUGGAUUUUAGGUCCAUAAACCCGAUCACAUCUAAUGCGCUUAAUCUUGCUGCAAGAAAUAACGAUGUAGAAGCAGUCGAAAGAUUACUUAAAAAAAUCAACCCCAACUGCACUGAUAAUCGUGGUUGGACGUGCCUUCAUGAAGCUGCAGCAAAUGACAGCUAUGAAAGUCUGCAGUUAAUUUUAAAACAUAAGUAUAUUAGGCCAUUAGUAGAAACUCACGAAGGUUAUACAGCGCUCUAUCUUGCAUGUCGGUACGAGCGUUCCAUCCAGACGAUAAAAGCCAUACUGGAAAGUGUGCCUGAUAUAGCAAACUAUGGAAGUAAUGAUUAUGAUACUCCUCUGCAUUUUUCAAGUGAUCAAGGCAGGGUGGAAGUCGUACAGCUGUUAUUAGACCAUGGAGCAAUAAUUGAUGUUCAAGAUUUUGAUGGAGAUACUCCUUUACAUCAUGCUGCACUUAGCAAACAAUAUGAAGUCCUUGCUCUAUUAUUAUACGCAGGAGCCGAUCCGGAAUUAAAAAAUGAUGCUAAUUACUUGCCAUUUCAUCUAGCAUGUUACAGAGGAUGUUUUGAUGUUGUAACUACUUUAUAUCUAUUCAUAAAUGAUGUUAAUGAAGUCACAAUAAAUGGUGAUAGUCCCCUCAUUCUAGCUACACAAGGUUUUAAUGAUGAAAUUGUUAAAUUUCUGCUAGAAAGGGGUGCUGAUCCUGAUUUAAAAAAUUUUUUACAAGAUCUCGUUAGUAAAAUGGAUUUUAGUUCCCUAAGCCCGAUCAAAUCUAAUGCGCUUAAUCUUGCUGCAAGAAAUAACGAUGUAGAAGCAGUCGAAAGAUUACUUAAAAAAAUCAACCCCAACUGCAUUGAUAAUCGUGGUUGGACGUGCCUUCAUGAAGCUGCAGCAAAUGACAGCUAUGAAAGUCUGCAGUUAAUUUUAAAACAUAAGUAUAUUAGGCCAUUAGUAGAAACUCACGAAGGUUAUACAGCGCUCUAUCUUGCAUGUCGGUACGAGCGUUCCAUCCAGACGAUAAAAGCCAUACUGGAAAGUGUGCCAGAUAUAGCAAACUAUGGAAGUAAUGAUUAUGAUACUCCUCUGCAUAUUUUAAGUGAUCAAGGCAGGGUGGAAGUCAUACAGCUGUUAUUAGACUAUGGAGCAAUAAUUGAUGUUCAAGAUUUUGAUGGAGAUACUCCUUUACAUGAUGCUGCACUUAGCAAACAAUAUGAAGUCCUUGCUGUAUUAUUACACGCAGGAGCCGAUCCGGAAUUAAAAAAUGAUGCUAAUUACUUACCAUUUCAUCUAGCAUGUUACAUGGGAUGUUUUGAUAUUGUAAAAAAAUUAUAUCUAUUCAUAAAUGAUGUUAAUGCAGUCACAAUGAAUGGUGAUAGUCCCCUCAUUCUAGCUACACAAGGUUUUAAUGAUGAAAUUGUUAAAUUUCUGCUAGAAAGGGGUGCUGAUCCUGAUUUAAAAAGUAAUUAUGAAUGUCUCACAAGGUUUUCACAAGAUCUCGUUAGUAAAAUGGAUUUUAGUUCCCUAAACCCGAUCACAUCCAAUGCGCUUAAUCUUGCUGCAAGAAAUAACGAUGUAAAAGCAGUCGAAAGAUUACUUAAAAAAAUCAACCCCAACUGCAUUGAUAAUCGUGGUUGGACGUGCCUUCAUGAAGCUGCAGCAAAUGACAGCUAUGAAAGUCUGCAGUUAAUUUUAAAACAUAAGUAUAUUAGGCCAUUAGUAGAAACUCACGAAGGUCAUACAGCGCUCUAUCUUGCAUGUCGGUACAAGAGUUCUAUCCAGACGAUAAAAGCCAUUUUGGAAAGUGUGCCUGAUAUAGCAAACUAUGGAAGUACUGAAGAUGUUACUCCUCUGCAUAUUUCAAGUGAUCAAGGCAGGGUGGAAGUCAUACAGCUGUUAUUAGACUAUGGAGCAAUAAUUGAUGUUCAAGAUUUUGAUGGAGAUACUCCUUUGCAUGAUGCUGCACUUAGCAAACAAUAUGAAGCCCUUGCUGUAUUAUUACACGCAGGAGCCGAUCCGGAAAUAAAAAAUGAUGCUAAUUACAUGCCAUUUCAUCUAGCAUGUUACAAAGGAUGUUUUGAUAUUGUAACAAAUUUAUAUCUAUUCAUAAAUGAUGUUAAUGAAGUCACAAUGAAUGGUGAUAGUCCCCUUAUUCUAGCUACACUAGGUUUUAAUGAUGAAAUUGUUAAAUUUCUGAUAGAAAGGGGUGCUGAUCCUGAUUUAAAAAAUAAUUGUGGUGACAUAGCAUUAACAAUGGCCUUAAAUAUGGGACAUAUUUCAACUUUCAAAAUUUUACUGAAAGUCACUGAUCUCAAGAAACUUGAUCAAAAUAUAAUAUUAUAUGCUUGCAAGCCGCACUACUUUAAAUUAGAAAUACUCGAAAUUCUUUUGACGCAUGAUAUAGGACCAGGCUUUUUUGAUUUCUUUGAAAAGUUUUAUGUUGUCCUUGAACAAAUUGGUGAAUUUAGGCCUUCAUAUCUUACCAAUGCACCUAUAAAUUCAUAUUUGAACAUUUGUGAAUAUAUUUAUCAGCAGUCUCAUGAUAAGUUUCAACACUUUUUUUAUUUAUUUUUAAUGCGUGGGCUUUUGGUUAAUGCUUGGAAUAUAAAUGAAUGUCCACCUCUUGUAUACAUACAUUAUUGUAUGCAUGCUGCUUGCUUUGAAGAUGUAUUUCAAAUACUCAGAGAACAUGGCUGUAAUGUUGAUUACUGUAGCUUCAUGACAAACAUUAGUAAAAAAAGAUUUUUACCGGAUGCUUUUAUUGCAUCUUUCACAAGUAAUCCUGCUACAUCACUGGUUAUGUUGCCCUAUAGUUUGUACUGUGAUCCUGAAUAUUUAUUACAGUUUGCCUGUAAAUAUGGAUUGUUAGGCAGAAUACCACAACAAGUCCAAGAUCAAUUGCUUUCAAUGAUUGAUGAAAAUUUGGAGGGUAUCAAUGCAGAAGCACUCUCAUACACAGCUUUACCAUUAAAGCAUUUGUGUCGGCAAAAAAUUAGGUUGCUUAUACGAAACACAAAUAUUAAUUUAUUUAGUACAGAUCAAUAUAUUAAUACUCUUUACUUGUUACAAUUACCUCGAUGUUUAAAAGAGUAUUUACGUUUCCUAUAGGAUAUUUUGUCACUUAAUGUCUGCUUAGAUUUG
This is a messenger RNA of Nymphalis io (European peacock), 3187 nucleotides long. RefSeq names its product ankyrin-3-like. Bases 47 to 3154 code for a protein of 1035 amino acids. Lineage: Eukaryota; Metazoa; Arthropoda; Insecta; Lepidoptera; Nymphalidae. Gene Ontology annotation, molecular function: protein binding. The record is from RefSeq and is a predicted model, not a curated record. The transcript has 5 exons.